AUGGAGGAGGAGGAGGAGGAUAAAAUAAUAAAAAAGAGCCUUUCCAACCCGCCUGGGAGACAGACGGAGCAGGAGAGCACUGCUUUGAGCCGUGACUUGCACUUGACUCCUUCUCCAUCGCUGUCAGCCCACUGCGCCCUGGCAGCAAUGUCAGCGCUGGACAGGACCCCCAGCUCAGGGAUACCCAAAUUUCACCUAAGGGUCAUCGCUGUGUUUACCCAGACCCAGAAGGCUCUACCUACUUUGGGAGACUGGUGCAAGGUGGUGUGGUGGCCAGGGAUGGCAGAGAUGGCUGGGGAACUACAGGUCCCAACAUGCAGGACGGUGUGGAGGUGGCAGCGGGGCCGGGGCAGCGGGGCUGGGGACAUGCUGGCCGUGCACGCCGGGCUCUACACAGGGCCAAAACAAAGACCUCUACACACCUGGAGGAAGAACAGUGUCCAAGCCCCUAGAACAGUUCCACGUAAGGAUACAGAUACCUGUCACCUGAGCCAGCAGCCUGGCAAUCACUGCUCGCACGGACACGGCCGGGGAGGAACGGAAGCAGUCCAGUGUGACUGGGCAGUCCUGCUAGCACUCUGUGAAAAUGCACACGCUAAUCUCCAGAGCUCUCAACUUCAUUAAGAUAAAAACAUCUCAACUGUCAUUUCUUUUUUUUUUUCCUCUUUUUUUUUUUUUAUUAUUUAAUGUAGAGGUUGGGUUUAGGGUGGUUUGUUUUUUUUUUUAAACAAAGUUUUAAAAAUGUGAAUAUGUGACAUGAUAGUCUAAAAAGUAUAUCUGUUUCCCUAGACUUUGCUUUCUACUUUAUGUACAGAUAAACAGGUUAAGAAAAAAAAGCACAUGUAGCUUAAACAUGUGUGACCAUUUAUGAGCAGUUCUGGGCUGGACAGCUCAGCACCCCAGAACUCCCACAAAUUGAUAGAAAUGUGUUAACACAAUAGAAGAAUAACGUAAAAAUGAUGAUGUUUGCAAAUAUUUACAAAGUUGAACAGAUUUGCACAACACUUGAUUAAGAAAUAGGGGAGAAAUUAAAAGACACUCUCUGCUUGUCCUGGAGGGGCAUCCUACCUAGUUAGUGGUUAGAAUAAAAACUGUAUACAAUUUAAUAUAAGACAAAACUUCUAGUGAACAACUAACACGUCUGUCCCCUGCUGAAACAUCAGCAGGCUCUGACUGGGAGGCAGAGGGCAUAAAAAUCACACCCAGGGCCUCCAGAAUCUUCCAGCUUAAAGCAAUUUUCCUUAAGUUUCCAAGCACUCCUUUUGCUCCUAGAUAAGAGUCCCAUGUGGGUCUGACUGUUCAGAGACCAUGUUUACAUUUCGACUCCUCUUCUGUCAGCCAUGGCUGUUUCUCACCAAACAAUAACAGGUUUUUUUUAAAAAAAUGUUGACUACAAUGCUCUAUUCCCUUAGGGUAAUAUGUUGGGUAAUAUUUACAUCUCCAAAUAUCAGGUCACAAUCCCUAUUAUAUGUUGAAGUUAGAAUGAUAAGUUAUCAUAUGCUUUGCAUAUCAGAGCUGGUAUCACCUUUCCCAUAGGGAAUGCUGCCUGAAAUUACCAUAUUCCCAAAGGUAAAAUGCAUAUUUUCUCCAAAAAUGCAUUUUUUUUUUAAAUGACAACAUUGUAAUGCAUUUACUCAUUAAAAAAAAAAAAAAACAAAAAAA
This is a messenger RNA of Melospiza melodia melodia, 1662 nucleotides long. RefSeq lists its product as uncharacterized. The transcript is spliced from 4 exons. The record is from RefSeq and is a predicted model, not a curated record. NCBI's taxonomy places the organism in Eukaryota, Metazoa, Chordata, Aves, Passeriformes, Passerellidae. The coding region runs from base 1 to 624 and encodes 207 amino acids.